CCCCGGCCAUGCGACAUUCCCCUCUAGCCCCCCCGCCACUACCCCGCUGCUCCCACCUGGCGUCGGCCGUCAUGCGCUCGUAAGGCGGGCACGGAUUGAGCCAAACGGCGGGAUGGAGUCUCCGUGGUGUCCCGUGCUCGUCUUCGCGUCGGCCGUCUUCCUCUGCUGCUCCACAUCUGCCCGCGCCAACGGAAGCUUUGGUUGCCUGUUUGAAGACGAUCUCUGCCGAGCUUACGAGUUCUGCGUCAACGAUGGAGUUUUCGGGAGGUGUCAGGAGGUGGCCGGAGCCGACCUGAACACGUACGACGUGUCUUCCUCCGGCUUGCUGCGCCUCAGGACGCUCUUGCAGAAACUGGCUCACAGAGGUCUGACGUGGCAGGAUGACAUCACCCAGCAGGUGAUCUCCCGAGAGCUCUCCAAGCUGAGGAGCGGCCCCCUCGGCCACCAGGAGGCAGUGGAGGUGCCCUUCAGGUCCUACGGCAGGACAGUGGGCAGCAAUGCGAGGCCUGGGCAGGCGGAGCUGAGCAAGAACCUUCAACGCUUCCUGAAAGGUCUGCACUUCCUGCCACAGCUCCAGCCUGGAGUCCAACAAGAGGCAGCCAGCACGCAGAAUGAAGGUAUCGCCUACGAUGGUCCUCCGGAUCGUAGUCCGCCAAAGUCGGGCUGGAAGGAGACCAGUGUCUACAGCCUCCAGAACGGAGCGGACCGACUCCCCGUCACCAAGGUUUUCUCUCAGAGUGGCGAGGGCAGGCACCCCAAGCUUAACGCCCCCUACAAGCCCCUCUCCAACCACUUGGAUCAGCUCGUUGGGGGAGGUGCACCGUCAGAGUCCAAAGGGAAGCUCCGCUACCUCGGCUACAUACGUCCGCCUCCAGAUGAGGUCCGGGUGGAUUUUGGAUCCAAAGCCCCGAAAAUCAACCUGGAUGGACUUUUGUUCAGGAGUGGGUCCGACCAACUGACCGCCAAGAAGCCCCCUAAUGUCAUGAAAGAUCAAUUAAUUCAGGGUAUGGUGAACCAUUUGGGAGGGCACAGCUUUAAAAUGGACCCGUGGCUGGCCAAAGACCUGGACCAGUUCGCCGACGUCAUCACCGGAGCGCUGCAGGAAGCCGAGGUGAGGCAAUCGGAUCCAGGGACCCAACCGGGACCAGGAACCCCAGAGUCUGGCCGGAUCAUGGAGGGAGAAAGGAAGCCAAUGACUGACAUGGAACCAAACCAAGUGUUGAGUGUGAAACCGGACAAAGUGCUAGAUGUGAACCAGAAGGGCCCUUUCAGAUUCAGACAAGGCCAACAAGUUGAUGGCGCAGCCGACAAGGAGCCUGUUGACAAGCAUACGGCCAUUUUCUCCAAGCUCCUCGACUACCUCGACACGUUCGGUGACUCCUCUACAGUCCAACCUGCUCCUGGUGAAAAAGUGGUGGGCCUGGAGAACAUCCAUAGUCGUACUACGCAGUCCCAGGGUGCGGAGAAAGCUGUGUCGGCGCCCGCCGGGGAAGGCUCCACCUUGCGUUUGACCGGUGGUGCGGCGACGCCCCUUGCCCAACAGGCCGACUCCAAGAUAGGGAAAUGGAUGCAAAAGCCUGCCGGGAAAGACAUGAAGGUGAAAACUCAGCUGGUCCACAUCGGCUUGAAGGAGUUUUCCAGCAGGGGGAAAGACAGACAUUUUGGAUACAUCAUAACCGGCUCAGACUCCCUCACCUCCGACAAGGCCAUGGUCUUGAUGGAGCGACUCACCCAGGAGCUGAACCUCCACGUCGCAGACCUCACACAGCUCUCUGUUCUCGGCCCGGCGUUGACUUUUCGAGUCGGCCCCAACCCCGCCAAUGUAACCGCGGCAGAUCUGGUCCAAGUUGCAGUUCGAGCAAAGCAGCAGCUGGAGAAGGAGACAGGCCUGAAGAUAGUGGAGGCUGGAGUCAGUGACAGGGGCAGCCUGAGCCACAUCCCCGUGGUGAAGGAGACCCGGGUGGAGUCGGGCCAGCUGGUGGUUCUCUCCGUGCUGUGCGUGCUUUUCGUCCUGGUGGCGCUGGCGGUGUCGGCCACCUUCUUCUGCGUGCGCCAGCGCUCCCACCUGCGCAUGAAGGAGAAACUCUCCAGCUUGGGCACUGACACCGGCAGCGAUGCCACGGCAACCUAUCAGGAGCUGUGUCGCCAGCGUAUGGCCAUCCGGGCGUCGGAGCGCGUGGAGCGUCCAGAGACGCUACGCCACUCGCGGCUCAACAGCGUGUCGUCCCAGUUUAGCGACGGCCCCGGCGCCGGAAGCCCUUCCACGCGCAGCAGCACGUCCUCCUGGUGCGAGGAACCCGUGCCGUCCAACAUGGACAUCUCCACCGGUCACAUGAUACUGUCCUACAUGGAGGACCACUUGAAGAACAAGAACCGUCUGGAGCGCGAGUGGGAGGCCCUUUGCUCGUACCAGGCAGAACCCGGCACCUGCAGCGUGGCCCAGAGCGAGCAAAGCACCAGGAAGAACCGCUCAGAUGCCGUGCUAGCAUAUGAUCAUUCUAGAAUCACCUUGAAAGCAGAGAAUAACCACAGCGGCUCCGAUUACAUCAAUGCCAGUCCAAUCAUGGACCACGACCCUCGCAACCCCACUUACAUCGCCUCGCAGGGCCCGCUUCCCUCCACCGUGGCCGACUUCUGGCAGAUGGUGUGGGAGAGCGGCUGCGUGGUGGUCGUCAUGCUCACGCCCGUCUCGGAGAACGGCGUCAAGCAGUGUCACCAUUACUGGCCGGACGAGGGAUCUGACGUCUACCACUUCUACGAGGUGAACCUGGUGUCCGAGCACAUCUGGUGCGAGGACUUCCUGGUCCGGAGCUUCUACCUGAAGAACCUGCACACCAACGAGACGCGCACCGUCACGCAGUUCCACUUCCUCUCCUGGAUGGACCGCGGCGUCCCCAACACGGCGCGCACCCUCUUGGACUUCCGCAGAAAGGUUAACAAGUGCUACCGGGGUCGAUCUUGCCCGAUUAUUGUUCACUGCAGUGAUGGCGCUGGCAGGAGUGGGACCUACAUUCUGAUUGACAUGGUCCUCAAUAGGAUGGCGAAAGGUGCCAAAGAGAUUGAUAUUGCCGCUAGCCUGGAGCACUUGAGAGACCAGAGAGCCGGCAUGGUCCACACAAAGGAGCAGUUUGAGUUCGCGUUGACGGCCGUGGCCGAGGAGGUGAACGCCAUCCUCAAAGCGAUGCCUCAGUGAAGGCGCGCACCUCCUCUUCAUCGUCAUCUUCAUCCUCUUCUUCUUCUUCUUCUUCUUCUUCUUCUCUAUAUAUACGCGGCGCUAGCCCUCUUCUGAAUGUGGUGCCGAGAUCGUAGCUGGAAGCACAGUGGCCAAAGGUUGCGUUCAGGUACCACCAGCUGGUACGGGAUCUGAGCUGAUAGGAUUCCCCGAUUAGGUCUGAAAUGACAAGUCCGUCAUCGUCCAAUGAAAAGCAUGUCAAUUUGGGGAUUUUUUAUUUUUUUUUAUUAUUAUUUUUUGGGGGGGCAAAUUUUUAUUCCAAAACACCAAUCUAUUAAUAUGAGAAAAUAGUUUUUAUGUGAGAGUAAAAAUGCAUGAAACAAACCAAAAUAAUAUCAUAAAAUUGUGACUUUUUUUGGGUCUUAUAAUUUUGCAGCUAUUUUUGCGUAUUCUUUUUAUUUCUUUUUUAUAUAAUUUAUUUUAAAAUAUAUAUAUAUAUAUUUUACUAGAAUAAAAAUGAGCUUUUUUUCUUGAGAAUUAAGUUAUAAUAUUGUGAGAGGAACGUGUAAGUUUACAAUAUAAUGGAAGAAUUUUUAUUUUUUUCUUGCAAUCGUACAAUUUCAUUCUUGUUUAUUUUUCUCUCUUCUCUUUAUUUCAUUUGACUUUUUACAAAAAAAAAAAAAAAUUCGAGAAUAAAUUAUGAGACUUAAGUAAUAUUACGGCAAAAUAAAUAUUGAAAAAAGUUCUAAUUUUACAAGAAUAAAGUCAUACAAUUUUUUUCCUCAAGAAAAAAAAUAAUUGUUUUACAAUAACUACGUCAUAAUAUUAAGAAGAAUGUCAAAAUAUUACAAUAAAAUGUAAUAUCGCAAGCAUUACGUCGUCCUGUUAUUAUUGUAAUAACGCCACUUCAUUUUCACAUUAUUUCAAGAAAUACAUGCUUUUCAUUGGACAGCGGCACAGACGUACUUGAAGGCACCGUUCUCGUGCCACUGGCCAGCUGUGACGUCAUGUUGAGUGAAGAAUUACAAAGAUGUAAAAAAAAAUAAUAAAAAGCAUAUAAACUACUUUGACUAUGUGCAGUUGACUCUAUGGAUUUUAAUAUUGAGCAAAUGAUGCAAAUGACGUUGGACUAAGACACUAUCAUUGUAACUGCAGAAAACAAUAGAGAAAGUCAUAAUCAUGAGAACGAUGUAGAAGUACGAGUGUGUCAUUUAAUACUAUUUUAGGAGAAUAAGAUUAAAAAAAUGUUUUUACAAGAAUAGUAAAAUAGAAUAGCAAAAAUGAUGUCCUAAUAUUACAAGAAAAGGUGGCAAUUAUUAUGAGAAUACACUCAAUCACGAGAGCAAGUCAUAAUAUUACGAGAAUCACUUCGUAAUUCCAGCUAUAAAGUUAACGUUUUCAAGAAUGAAGAAUGACCGGUUGCUAGAAAACAUAAAGUAACAUGAUGAGAAAACCAGAAUAGAAGUCAUAAUUCCAAGAAUAAAGUCAACAUUAACCAGAAUUAAAACCUAAUCUUACAAAACAAACUAAAAUUCACGAGAAUAAAGUAUUGGAAGUAUUUUAUAGUCAUAAAAGUCAGCCGUCAGUAAUAAAGAAGUUAUAAUAUCAAAAAAAUUAAUGGUGUGAGGAAAAAAAAUGCAAUUUUACGAGAAUAGUCAUAAUUCCAUAAAUAAGGAUGAUGUCAUAAUAUUCUGAGGGGGGAAAAAAAGAAAUGUUUACAAGAAUAAUGUCAUCAUGUCACAAGAGAGAGAAAUCGUGUCAUUUUACGAGAAUAAACACUCAAUACUGCGAGAAAAAUACUUGGAAUUUUCCGAGAAUAAAGUCAUAAAUUUACAAGAAAAAAUUGUGUCGUUUUACGAGAAUAGUCGUAAUUCCGAGAAUAAAGCCACGGUUUACGAAUGAAGUUCUAAUUCUAAGUAAGGACGUCAAUGUUUUACAAAAAUCGUCAUGAUUUCACAAACGAAGGCAAGAUUUACGGAUAUUGUUUGGUAAUAUUACUAGUCUAAUUGUAUUCUAACAUUACAUUAAGACUGCGCAAACAUUUGUGACUAUUCUCGAGAAAUAGACAGUCUCCGACUGUUACGUUAAAACAAUUCUCAUAUCGCUGCUUUAUUCCGCGAACUCCAACCUUUCCCUGUCACCUUUACAUAACCAUUAUUCUUGUUUUUAACUGCGGCCCUGUUAUUACUUGCUCCGAAUUAACCUUACACGUAAAUAUUGCCGUGCUAAAAACUCCAAUGAUAACGCUACACUAUCGUUCAUUGACACCACAUGACUGCUAAUAAUUACAAUAAAUAACAAUAACUAGAAGUAGUGUCUUGUCCUCUUACUAUUGCUAGUAAGUGUUCCAUCUAUUUAGCGACAAUGUGUGCUAGCAUCGUGGUUGCUGUAUUCAUGUAUCACGGAAACAUUGUGAUAUGUUGUGCAACAUGACAAUAGUAUGAUUUGGCUCUGUAAGAACAAUGCUGUUUAUUUUGUGUCCACGCGGUAACAUUUAUAUUGAUAAUAAAGAUAAAUGAAAACUAA
Messenger RNA from Phyllopteryx taeniolatus (common seadragon), 5698 nucleotides. It is a transcript of the gene ptprn2, whose product is annotated as protein tyrosine phosphatase receptor type N2. The coding region runs from base 113 to 3193 and encodes 1026 amino acids. The record is from RefSeq and is a predicted model, not a curated record. Gene Ontology annotation, cellular component: secretory granule. Gene Ontology annotation, biological process: protein dephosphorylation. The transcript is spliced from 22 exons. NCBI's taxonomy places the organism in Eukaryota, Metazoa, Chordata, Actinopteri, Syngnathiformes, Syngnathidae. Gene Ontology annotation, molecular function: protein tyrosine phosphatase activity.